Messenger RNA from Cryptococcus deneoformans JEC21, 1859 nucleotides. Its product is annotated as expressed protein. The coding region runs from base 745 to 1812 and encodes 355 amino acids. The transcript has 4 exons. NCBI's taxonomy places the organism in Eukaryota, Fungi, Basidiomycota, Tremellomycetes, Tremellales, Cryptococcaceae. The record is from RefSeq and is a predicted model, not a curated record.
UUUUUUGUUUCCUCGUUCGUUCAAAGAAGCUAGAGUUGCCGAAUAAUUUUUAACAUCUUCUCUUGUGUCCGGCUUCCGAAUGCUCCUGACUGCUCAUUCUACACUGCUAGCCGUCUACUACACGGGAGGAUCGUGCUUUGGGGCCCAUUCGAUCAUCAUCCACACAGCACACAACAGGCGUUCCACAUAUAUUCGCGUAUGAACCACACAGCCAGAUUAGCCACCCCGGUUCAUUGGGCACAUUGCCUCAAUCCUUCUCCAUUUCUGGGUAAAGGAGGUCAUAAAGCCGUGUCUUUUUGUCUAUUUACUAGCAAUUCAUGUAUUAAAGACAUACCCGACGGGCAAGCUAGAGGAUAAGUCGGCCCAGUUAAAAGGCUCCCAUCAAAAUUAUACCAAUUUGGAUCUAUUGUUCUUGCAUAGGCCAACGAGACAAUGCACCGUCGGUCUCUCAGGAAAGGACACCCCCGUUGUGCAUUGCCCUAUGCACGUUGGCAUAUAUAUAUAUCCGUUUGCAAGCUCGAGCUGUCUUGCUGAUUCGUCCUCACAUCUCUUUUCCUGAGGCCGCUCUUCUUUAUCAACUUACCGUAACGAAGGCGACGAAGAAGGUAACGAACGUGACUAUACGAUUCCUAACCAAUAGUGACAAACCCCGGCCAUAUUGUAGGCUUUCUGUUGAUCAGACAGCUCUACACCACCUUACCAAAAGGCCCUCAACUUGCUUAUUCACACGACUAUCGUAGAGUAAUGACCAUAGUGCCCAAUCUUCAGGAAGCUACAACUUCGGAUUCCGAUUCGGAGCGUACCCUUUACGAUCGUCCAAACCGAACAAGUCGAACAGAUCGGGCAGAAUCUGGUCAUGACUCGAGUGAAAUAUUCUUUCCAUACACCGCUCCUUUCUCCUCCAUCGUGCCAGCUCUUACUUCUUUUACCAAACAGCCACAAGUGACCUCGUUUCAGCCCCUAAAAGAAACCAAAUGGCAAAGGCCACCCUUCCUCCCCACCCUCAAUUCCCAUCCUCGGCUAGUUUAUCCCAUUGUCGUUUUGACACUUCUGUCUGCAGGAUUGAUAACUGGCUUGGUCGUUUUUGUCAUUCACCAGAAUCAUAUACUAGUAGGGGAAGAGUCAUCGCCCGAUAAUGAAGGGAAGGAUGAUGGCCAGGAAUUAAGUCCUUUGAUUCUAUUCAUUGACGCUGUCUUCAUCAUUUUUAUAAUCGGAACAAUCUCCAUCCUUUUACUGCUCAUCUAUCGUUUCUCCACCAAAUUCCGUCACCCCCCUCUCCCAUCAUCUACCACCCGUAUCGCCAAUCCAUUAGACUUCCUCCCUGGAUGGUGUCGUACAACUCUACCCAGUUUACCUACUUACGGCGAAGCUGUAAUUGGCGCCAGCGGUACCAUUGAUCAUCAGCUAGAGAUGACGUUACCUGUUUAUGAGGAUAACAGGAAUAGUCGGAUGUUGAUGCGGAGCCAGAGUCGUCAGAAUGUUGAGGAUCGCGGCGGUAGCAGUGUAUCUGUGGUUAUGACUGAUGACGAGGGUAAUGAGAGGCAGGUUCGCUCUCCCACGCAAGAGCAACGUUUGACGAGCUAUUGGAUGUCGGAACUGGUGCUGCCUACUGCGAAGCGUCAGAGUCAAAUUCACAUUCAAUCUGAACCUCGUUCCUCUUCUUUGUUGGACGUCAUAGUGGAGGACGAAUCUGUCAUGAUAAACAUGGAAGAUAUCAAAGAAAGAGGGAGGAUCGGUGUAGAGGAAGGGGGUGUGAACGGCGAUGAGGGAGAAGUGAAGGAGGAUGAGAUCGAGGUUUGGCUGGAAGUUUGAACCUGUUACUGACAGCAGAAGCAUGAGUACAUAGAUAAUUAUGCAAC